AUGGCAUCCAUAUAUCGAACAUUUGGUGGAGCUAAUGACAUCCACGUAAGAGAAUGUGAAACGCAGAGGUGGAAUCAUUCUGCUAGAUGGGAUGCACGCUCUUUAAAACUUUUUCGCAAUGAAUCUAAUGUAACGUUCACGCAAUUGAAUGCAAAUGUGACUAUUGCCCGAGGGUUGGUACAAUCCUCCCUGUCCAGAGCAGCCGUGGAUUGGGCAGUGAACAUCGUUGAUCUCAGCACGCUUUUGGAUCAGAUCAAUAUAGAGAUCAAACUCAACUUUGAAAUGUGGGGCGAUGAGGUAGAUAAGGAGAACUGGUAA
This is a messenger RNA of Strongylus vulgaris, 318 nucleotides long. NCBI's taxonomy places the organism in Eukaryota, Metazoa, Nematoda, Chromadorea, Rhabditida, Strongylidae. The record is from the annotation of a GenBank genome assembly.